AUGGUCCGAAAUAAGAGACCCCGGCUCCUGGGCACAUCGCAGCAGCACUCACCGCGCAGACCCACGGGCACCAUGGAUGACUUUGUGUCUACUCCGGCGGAGCUGUGGGGCGCCAGACUUGUGGACAAGAUGGUCCCGACCUCCCCCAGCGCGGGAGAGUCAGUAGAGGGAAGCGAGGGAGACGACGCGCUCACCUUAAUCAGGCAGGAGCUGUCAAGAAUUUCAGCCCAAAUGCUAACGAAGGCGGACACCAGCAACCUACUGCAAGAAUUCGGGACUGCGGUGCGGGAAGAAAUUUCAACCCUGCGCACAGACCUGCCGGCAGUGGAGGUGAGGGUGGACGCGCUGGAGACUGAAGCGCAGGCGUGCCGCAAUCAGUGGCCACCCGCCAGGGUAACCUCCUGCUCGCCUAAUGCCGCCAGGUUGAAGACUUGGAAAAUCGCAGCCGCCGCCAUAAUAUAA
Molecule: messenger RNA, 462 nt
Organism: Pelobates cultripes (western spadefoot toad)
Lineage: Eukaryota; Metazoa; Chordata; Amphibia; Anura; Pelobatidae
Source: the annotation of a GenBank genome assembly